AAUACCGAGUAGAUAAGAGUAGAUAAGGGUCUUCAAAAAACCAACAACCCACAAUUAGAGACUUAAAAAUCAGACCUUUCAUCUUCUCUUCAACUUUCUUUUCUUAGCUUCUUGCUAUUGUCUUUUUUUAUUAAUAUAAAAAUUUUUCGUUCCAAAUAAUAAAAAAUGGCGUCUCAGAUAUUUUCACCACCGAGCACAGAUGACUAUAAUGCCUUUAACAAUACGCCUCCCAGCUUUAACAAUACGCCUCCUGAGUUUAAUGUACCUCCUGAGUUUGAUGCUACUCCUCCUAGCAGCUUCAACAAUACGCCUCCUGAUGAUUCGUUUUCUACCGGUAUUCACAACAUAACACGCACUGCUUCGUCUAGCGAUGAUUUGUCGAAUAUUACGUUGAUUUGUGCAACUGUUGUUGUUUCAAUAGCCAUUAUAGCUGUAGCCAUUUGGUGCUUCAUCAAGAAACGGCGCACAACUAUUCCAGCAACGACCGCAAAUGUACCCCUCCAAGAGGUUACGCUAAUUGCGGAUCAACAAAGUAAUGUGACAUCGCCAUUAUUUCAACAAGUACAGAUCCAAGAAGAGACCAUGGAAAUAUUUCUGGACGACCUGCAGAGAGCAAAGCCAGUUAGGUUCUCAUGUCAAGAUAUCAAUGUAUUCACCAACAAUCUUUCCUCUUUCUUGGGUUCUGGUGGCUAUGGGGAUGUAUACAAAGGGACGAUUCGAAAAUAUGGAGUUACGAUAGCAGUUAAAGUUCUUAAAGAUAAGAAAGCGAUCAAACAACAGUUCAAGGCUGAGGUUGGAAUAUUGGGGAAAACACAUCAUGCUAAUUUGGUACGCUUAUAUGGAUAUUGUUUUGAUCCGACGAUGAUAGCACUUGUUUACGAGUAUAUGGAAAGGGGAUCCCUUGAUAAGCUAAUCUUUGAUAAGGAAGAGCUGAUUACGUGGGAGGAUCGUAGGCGAAUCACGAUUGGGAUAGCUAAAGGGUUAGCAUACCUGCAUGAGGACUGCCAACAGAGAAUAGUUCACUAUGACAUAAAGCCUGGGAAUGUAUUACUAGAUUCAAAGCUGAAUCCCAAGGUUGCAGAUUUUGGAUUAGCAAAGUUAUGCAACACAGCAAGCAUGGAAGAUUGUAGCCACCCCCGUGGGACCACCUCAUAUACUGCACCCGAGUUUCAUAAGCCGUUUAUGCGAGUGACAUACAAGUGUGAUGUUUAUAGUUUUGGGAUGGUGCUAUUUGAGAUUAUUAUGAGGAGGAGAAACUGCAACCUUGAUGAGAGUGACGAAGAUAAAGGAUGGCUUCCUAGAUGGGCCUGGAAUUUAUACCGAGACCAUAAAUUGUCAGACAUGUUUUUGGAAUCCGGUAUUGAAAAGGAAAACUAUCAAGAAGCCGAGAACAUGUUGAUGGUGGCUUUCUUGUGUGUGCAGGAUGAACCAGAUGAAAGACCAAGUAUGAGUAAUGUGGUAAAGAUGUUGGAAGGAGAAAAGGAGAUCAAUUCACCUUUAUGUCCCUUUACAGAUGCUAAAUCAUCUGUUGGAACUAAUAAUCUGGCCAUCAAAAUUAAAGAAGAAAAUUCCAAUGCAACAUCAACUAGAAGAGCACCUGAGAUACAGUCACGGCCGUCCCGGAGAAUCUCUAAGAAGUUUUAGGCUCCAUGCGAGUAGGAAAAUUGGGCCCAUAAAUAUAAACUUAUGUGUAUAUAAAAUCAGUAUUAUGACGAUGGUUGUAUUCACAAUAAACAAUUAAAAAAUAUUGUAGCAAAAUGAUCUAUGUUAAAUAGUUAGACGAAUCAUGAGUUCUCCAUUUGUAUUC
Messenger RNA from Helianthus annuus (common sunflower), 1807 nucleotides. Its product is annotated as cold-responsive protein kinase 1. The coding region runs from base 166 to 1644 and encodes 492 amino acids. The record is from RefSeq and is a predicted model, not a curated record. The transcript has 2 exons. Gene Ontology annotation, molecular function: ATP binding; protein kinase activity. Gene Ontology annotation, biological process: protein phosphorylation. Lineage: Eukaryota; Viridiplantae; Streptophyta; Magnoliopsida; Asterales; Asteraceae.